This is a messenger RNA of Harpegnathos saltator (Jerdon's jumping ant), 1028 nucleotides long. RefSeq names its product transmembrane protein 70 homolog, mitochondrial. Gene Ontology annotation, cellular component: mitochondrial membrane. The record is from RefSeq and is a predicted model, not a curated record. The coding region runs from base 115 to 822 and encodes 235 amino acids. The transcript is spliced from 3 exons. Lineage: Eukaryota; Metazoa; Arthropoda; Insecta; Hymenoptera; Formicidae. Gene Ontology annotation, biological process: mitochondrial proton-transporting ATP synthase complex assembly.
AGUUCUACUCAAUCACUUUAUAAGACGCUGUAUAAGAAUAUUAUCGUCGCAUUAUAACAUUAUAUAAAAAUUAUAAGAUAUAUAUAAUUUACGAAGAUACAUAUAUCUUUAGAUAUGACUUUAAUUUUGCGAACUUUUAUGGCUACUCAGAAGUUUUUGUACAAGGACUUCAACAACUUGGGACGUACCCUAACCUGUGUCGCAUACAACGAUUGUAAUCCAAAGCGAUCUCCUGUGGUUUAUAACGCGAGAUGCUUUUCGACGAAUAACCACGAAGCUCCUAAGAAAAUAAUUGAAAUCUAUUAUGGAAGUCUAACAAAACGAAUUAGAGGUCUCAAGAUUUUUUCUCUAUUAACUUCUGCAGGUAGUUUAUCGUUUCAACCGUUUGUUUUCACAAAAGCUGUGGAGAGUGGUAACACAGGAGCUGUCAUAGGAAUAUUUGCAACCAUCACCUUUUUUGCUGUGACUACUCCUGUAUUAUUGCAUUGGGUGACUAAAAAAUAUGUAACAUACAUGUAUUAUAUCCCGGAUGAAGACAAAUACAUUGCAAAUACUUACACUUUGCUUGCUCGAACAAAAAAGAUUAAAUUUAUACCAAAAGAUGUAGUUGUACCAGAUGUAACUGGCAUGUUCACAAAUUGCAUCAUAAAGGGUAUACCCUUGUUCUUAGAGCAGAAAUUUUUCCAUGAUCACAGUCAUUACAUUAGGAUAAUGGGAUAUGAUAAACCAGUAGAUUUUAAAUUAGGUAACAAUAAUACUAACAGUGCUGAUGAGACAGUCACGAUAAAUACAGAAAAUCAAGAUAAUGUAAAUAAAAAGUAAUAAUUGAGAUUAUUAUAUUAACAUGACAGAUAUUAUCCAAAAGCAUUUUUUUUAUUUAUUUUAUAGAUUUCUUCUUACAUGAAAAACUUUAUACAUCUUUGAAUGUUCUCUUCCCUUUCUACAAAUUAUUAAUUACAAAAUAUGUACAUUGUAAUGCUAUAUGGAAACUGUGUACUGAGAAAUACAGUACUAGGAUUGUUAAGAUA